AUGUCAUCCUAUCUCGGAUUUCGUGGUCCUGUGGGACUCUAUCACGUUAAUCCAGAAGCGGAACAAACCGAGCAAGAUCCUUCUGAACCAGGAUCCGAUUCCCAGCAUGAUUUGCAACGUGGAACUGGAGUGGGAAAAGAAGAAGGAGAAGAAAAGAGAGAAUAUUUUCCCAGUAUCAAUGACGUACUGUGUGUUCGGGAAUUCUUGUCGCAUCUCAAAAUUGGGAGCGAGUCAAAACCACAGGAGAAUGGACGGAGCAAGGCCAUGCGGGCCGAAAGACUUCCCGUUGAAAUCGUGGAUAUAAUUCUCGAUCAUGCAGAAUACUGGCCUUCUAUUGAGACAACGCUCGAUAAGGCAAGAAUAAUCCGUCAGGACCAGGAUGCAGAGAUCCUAAGAACAGGAGGGUUGUGCUAUGCCCCCACGACCCCCGCCAUCAAACCCCGCAUCCUCCCGCAUCGCACUGUCCACCCCUGCCGUAAAAUAAUUUUCACUGUGACGUCUCACGACCAAGGCUGGGGUGGCGACCAUCGGGGCCAAUCCCUCUACGAACACUCCUAUUCUUGGUUUGACGCAUACAGAAUCCCCGCAUUUCACCCAGCGUCCAACGAAACGCAACAGACGCCCGCGGACCUCGUCGCACAGUACCAGAAAAUUUACGAGGAGGAGCACAGGCCCCGCUUCGAGGCCUCGGCGAAUUUCCUGCCUUCGAAAAUGGCUGUACGUCAGGCCCAAACACAGCAUAUCAUUUGGCAUUAUCGGGACGGGAUGGAGUCCGAUUCUACGGUGGCUAGGGAGAUUGAGCAUGCGGAGGGACGCGGACGCGAGACGCUGAAUGGGAAGGUGAGUUCUCCCACAGUCCACCUGCUUGAAGAGCUGGCUGACUGA
Uncinocarpus reesii 1704 is the source of this 885-nucleotide messenger RNA. RefSeq lists its product as uncharacterized. The record is from RefSeq and is a predicted model, not a curated record. NCBI's taxonomy places the organism in Eukaryota, Fungi, Ascomycota, Eurotiomycetes, Onygenales, Onygenaceae. The transcript has 4 exons. The coding region runs from base 1 to 885 and encodes 294 amino acids.